Molecule: messenger RNA, 1666 nt
Organism: Archocentrus centrarchus (flier cichlid)
Lineage: Eukaryota; Metazoa; Chordata; Actinopteri; Cichliformes; Cichlidae
Product: sclerostin domain-containing protein 1-like
Exons: 3
Coding region: 1-690 (229 amino acids)
Biological process (GO): negative regulation of BMP signaling pathway; negative regulation of Wnt signaling pathway
Molecular function (GO): BMP binding
Source: RefSeq, a predicted model, not a curated record
AUGACUGAAGCCCUGCAGGGUGUCGUGUGUGAGCUUGCCUCUAACAGCCGCACACAUCUGUCAGGUGCAGUCAUGCUCCGUCCUGUUAGCGCACUCCGGCUCUUCGCCCUCCUGCUGCUGCUGAGCACGAGUUCAGCUGUUCAAAAUAACGCCACAGAGUCCAUCAGUCCUCAGCCGGCCCUCGACACUCAGGACCCGAAGGCUCAUGAAUACUCAAACCAGGCGAGGAACCGAGGGAGACGGCCUACUGACGCCGUGCGUGAUGGAUUAGACCAGAGCCAGGUGAGCUGCAGGGAGUUGAGGUCCACAAAGUACAUCUCUGAUGGCCAGUGCACCAGUGUCAACCCUAUUAAGGAGUUGGUGUGUGCUGGGGAGUGUCUGCCAGCUCACCUGAUGCCCAACUGGAUUGGUGGCACUAACACUGGGAGGUACUGGAGCCGCCGUGAUGCUCAGGAGUGGCGCUGCGUCAUUGAUCGAACCAGGUCCCAGCGGAUCCAGCUGCAGUGCCACGAUGGGAGCACCAGGACCUACAAGAUAACUGUGGUGACCUCCUGCAAAUGCAAGCGCUACAACAGACAGCAGAACAAUUCAGAACUCAAGGACACACCUGCACACAGUGGUAAACCGAGAAAGGAUCAGGGGAAGGCUGGACUCCUUGAAAUGAAUGCUGAGAGGCAGUCUGCAAACUAAAACCUGAUUUCACAGCUACAAAGAGAAAAUCUUCAAAAGUCCUACUGUCACCAUAAAGUUUUUUUGUAUGAAUUGUAAGUGUGCAAAUAGUAAUUAAAAGUUUAAGAAGCUGAAUAGAUAGAAGUAAAGGUGAAUAGUAUAGUUAUAUCCAGUAAACACUUAAAAUUAGUCUGUAGCCCAAAACAUAGUUCAGGAUUUUGUGGCUAAAGUCAUAACAUACAAACAGUUUGACAGUUUUCUUUAUUGAACACACUCACUCAGAUCAUUGAAUGCAGCUGGAAAACAUCCCUGAACUACUGAGUUUAGUAACUCAUAGAACCACUUUUAGCUGCAACAACUUUAUUGUGACUUCUAACUGAUACCACUGCAAAACAUAUUCAUUUCAUUAGUGCGCUGAACAAACUCUCGAGGUCAUUCUGAAGUAUCUCAGUUGGAUUAAUGUCAGAACUCUGAUCUGGUGAUUUCAAAACCUGAAGUUUGUUUCUAUCCAUCCUUUACGUUCUUGUUUCACUUGUCAGUUUUGGGGUCAUUGUCUUGUUGUAUCUGACAUAAUCUCCUGAACAGCUCAUAGACUGCUGGUUUGACACGGUCCUGCAAAAAUACCAGAAAAAAAUCGAAUUAAUAUUUCCUCUGUGAUUACAAGCCAUCCAUGCUUCACAGCUGGGAUGAGGUUUUGGUGUUGGUGUGCAGUGUCUCCAGUUAUAAAUGGUAUAGACUGGUACUUAUAUAGCAGCUUCCUACUCAAGUCGGGCACUCAAAGCACUUUCUACUACAAGUCUCAUUCACCCAAUCAUGCACACAUUCAUACAGCUCUUUUGUUCAUGCUUAAGCACUUUUUCUAACAUUCACACUCACAGGGACAACUCAGGGUUCAAUAUCUUGUCCAAAGAUAUUUUGACAUGCAGACUGGUGGAACCAGGAGUUGUUCCACCAUCCUUUAAUUGCUAAAUGACCUCCUUUAUCCACCUAAGCUGGC